AAAGAACGCGGCAGUGAGGCUAGCUCUUUCGGCGUCCGAUCACCGUGUGCAACCCUGUCCAUGAGCAGCUCAAGCAAAUUACUCUAAAGUCAACCAAAGAUGAUAAAGUUUGGCAGUAGGAGUAACCUAGAGGGAGAGUUUCAGUGUAAAAUCAGCCUUCUAGACGAUACGGAAUUGACAUGCGAUUUUAAGCGAGACGUGAAGGGUCAGGCAGUCUUUGAUGAAGUUUGCAAAACCCUUGAUUUGCUGGAGAAAGAUUAUUUUGGUCUUCGCUUUGUUGAUGAUGCUAAACAACGGCAUUGGCUUGAUCUUAAUAAGAGUGUUAUCAGACAGAUGAAGACUCUGAAGCCUCCCUACAAGUUGUUUUUCAGGGUGAAGUUUUAUGCUGUGGAUCCAAGUACUCUCCACGAGGAAAUAACCAGGUAUCAGUUUUUCCUUCAAGUGAAAAGGGAUAUUCUGCAUGGCAGACUCCUUUGCUCAUUUAAUGAUUUGGUUGAACUGGGAGCAUUCAUUGUGCAAGGUGAGAUAGGGGAUUAUGAUCCAGAUGAGCAUGGUGACUCCUAUGUAUCUGAGUUCCGCAUUGUUCCAAAACAGUCAGAAAAGCUUGAGAAGAAGAUUAUGGAAAUUCACAAGCAGCUUGCUGGCCAAGUACCUGCUGUGGCUGAGAAGAACUUUCUUGACAAAGUCAAGGCUCUUGAUAUGUAUGGAGUGGAUCCUCACCCAUGCAAGGAUCAAGAUAAUGUUCAACUCUACCUUGGUCUCACUCCAGGAGGAAUUGCCAUCAUCAGAGAAGGAAAGAAAGUGUCAGGAUUUGUUUGGAGUGAAGUUGUAAAGUGCACCUAUGAGAACAAAGUCUUUUAUGUGCAGGUUCAAAAGGAUGAUCGCAAGGCCAACUAUGGCUUCAGACUCCCUGAUCCUUUGGCAUGCAAGCAUUUAUGGAAAUGUGCUAUAGAACAUCUUGCAUUUUACAGUCAUUCAGAGACUCCAGUAGUAAAGCCCAAACGAAAGGCAAUUUCACCUCAGAGGCUUUUUAGAAGAUCAAAGCAUAAGUACAUCGGGCCUACUCAAGACCAGCUGAUCGCAGAAAGUGAGAAGAUCAGUCGUCCAGAGCCACUGAUCAAGAGGGCACCAAGUGUAAGGAUCUCCCGGCGGAUAAAAGUUCCCUCGGAUAGCAUCUCGGAAAGUACCGGAGUACUGAAUAUCACCAACUCUCCCAACGGCCAAGUUGGUGGAGACAUCACUCCGAAUGAAGAGACUGAAUUAAAGAGGUUCGAAACUUCAGUUUUUCCCCCCAGUCCUCCGCCUGACGAGAGUAUUACGUCUUUUGAGAUGCCUGACGGUCCGCCAGCAACGAAUCACGUCGGCCCUGACGUCAGCCCUUCUAAUGAGGCCAACAAUAAGAGUGCACCUCCAAGUCCCGCAGAAGUGGAGAAUUAUGGCUUUAAGAUGUUUAUUUUCAUUAUGUUCAUUCUAGCGUUGAUAAUGAUUCCCAUUGCCAUCGUUUGGGAAACUAGAAAGAGCUACAUCAAGUCUACAGAUGCAUAUAAGGGACUUGCUAAAUGGGUCUUCAGAUCUUUUGGUUACAAAAUCUAACGGGUAACUAGAUACUGAGAAUUUUUAAUCAAUAGCCAAGGUACAAUUCUAGCAAUUCAUCGUCAAGCAUUGUCGUUGAAAAGUUCUUCGUAUUAGUUAGUCAACCAUUCAUCCAUUUUGUGUUUUAUUAGUUAGAUGGGUUUUUUUCUUGACUUGGUGAAGUCGGUCAGUUGAAAUUCCGUUCGUAAAAGAGAAAAUUAAGAUUUUUUGGGAGGUGGCAGUUUUUCCACUUUGUUCGGGAAGAGAUUCGAAGUUAAUUCAUAAUUAUAUGCAGCAACAAUCUGAUCGGAAUGAAAAAGUGUUUUCAUAACUCUUGUCUAUUAGAGAAUUAAUGAUAUUUCUUUGAGUGACCUGGAUAACAAAAACUCAUUUGUAGGAAGUUUUCAUAAACAACCCUGCUCUGUGAAAGAAACAGAGGAUCUUAAGCUUAAAAGAGAGUUCGGUAAAAAGACAAAGCAGGAACUCUGUAUUCCUUCAAUAAGCAAGCACGUGACUGGCUAGGGAUGGUAGAAUCAGAAAACGAGACUGUUAAGCGUUUGCGUGACUCGUGCAUCGGAGACAACAUUUUCCCUCUAAAUGCUUUAUUGGCUUAUCAGCGGUUAUCAUAACAACUGUCGUCAUGUUUUCUGGUUGUAAUCUAUCCCCUGGGGGGUGGGGCUGGAGGAUUUUAAAUUUGUCGAUAAAAUUUACUUGAUCCCCCCCUUAGACUCUGUAGUAUUCUGAUGAUCCCCCACCUUAAUUGGUAUUCAAUUCUCUAUAGGCCUUCCCUUAUGCUCUGUUAGCGACGACUGAUCCACGCCUGUCCCCCCUGAAAACCAUGUGAUCUCCAAGUAACUCCGACUAAACCUCCCCCCCUCUACCCUUAGCGAAGAAUCAUUGAUUGGUCCCACGGACAACAUUUGCUGGCUCAUGUAAUAUUUUGGCGUCAUACGUGAUAUGGGAACAUAAUUCAAACGUGGUCGAGGUGUCUUAACUUAAAUAUCAUCAGUUGUAAUUAUUAUUUGUAAUGUGAUAGAUUUGUUAGGUUGAGGGGAUUGCACCUCUGCAAGGGGUAUUUAAGACAUAAAUUUUGAAUGUUUUCUAGUUCAAUAAGUAGAGCGAAGCGCUAAUGUAAAAUAAGUAGAGGCCAGGUAUGUAAUAUUGUUGUGUAGGUAUGAAUUUGUCGUAAAGUCAUAGGUUUCUCAGUGUAUUGGCCAAUUUAAGCCAAACGGUCACUUAUUUGCAGAAGCAAGUGUGUCGGUAAAUUUUUGUCGAAAUUUACGGAAAAGGUUAUUUUUGUUUCUAGCCAAUCAAGAAGUAGAAUGACCAUUCGACAUAUUUCCAGAGGACGUUUCUCAGUGGUGGUGCCACAGGAAUACCACGCGAUUCCGAGUAACAUGUCUAUUAGUGACUGUAAGCCCAGUCCAUUUUCGGAGACAAAGCCCAAUUGAUUUCUUGUUUCUCCGACUUGACUUGAAUAGACAGGAAUCCUGUUUGCAUCGAUGUAGAAGCACCUCACGUUUUCUUUUACAUGUGACGUGGCCGAUACACGGUUUAAAACAAACUUUGAACAGUCGUAUGAGCCUUAUGAUUUUUUUUAGGUAGGCAAACGUACACAGGCUCGCUGAAAUGUAUUUUCUUAGCAUUGUCUGUCAUUUGCUUAUUAAAAAUGUUAAUGUGAUCGUGAGGGAAUUCUUUGGUGGAAACAUUCCAUAAGGGGUCAGUCUUAGAAAGGUUAGGUUGUUCAAGCUCUAUAUUGCUGUAGGAUUUUGAAAUAAACUUCGCCAACUUUCAUUGUAAAGCAUGUGGUUGACAUUAAAACUUCAGUUGUGAGUCAAAAA
Pocillopora damicornis (cauliflower coral) is the source of this 3413-nucleotide messenger RNA. RefSeq names its product FERM domain-containing protein 5. Gene Ontology annotation, cellular component: cytoskeleton. Gene Ontology annotation, biological process: actomyosin structure organization. The record is from RefSeq and is a predicted model, not a curated record. Lineage: Eukaryota; Metazoa; Cnidaria; Anthozoa; Scleractinia; Pocilloporidae.